Pyricularia pennisetigena is the source of this 1647-nucleotide messenger RNA. RefSeq lists its product as uncharacterized. Gene Ontology annotation, biological process: transmembrane transport. Gene Ontology annotation, molecular function: transmembrane transporter activity. The coding region runs from base 1 to 1647 and encodes 548 amino acids. The transcript has 3 exons. Lineage: Eukaryota; Fungi; Ascomycota; Sordariomycetes; Magnaporthales; Pyriculariaceae. The record is from RefSeq and is a predicted model, not a curated record.
AUGGAAAGCCACAAGGGUGCAAAUGUCGGAGAAUCCAGGAGCAGCUCUUCCACCGACCAGUCCCCGGCGGUCAGCCGUCAUGGCACUCCAGACGGACUUGACCCAGAGAUGGAGGGCCUGACCCUCUACGAGAAAAAGGCUCUACUGGUCAAUCGGGAGCUGGCAGCCCAAGGUAUGGGACGAUACCAGCAAAUGGUCUUUGUGCUCUGUGGGUUCGGGUACUUUCUAGACCUGUUGUGGGCCCAAGCCUUUGGCCUCAUCCUUCCCUCGAUAAAGCAAGAGUUUGGCUUCAGCGCCGUGGAUUCGGGCAACCUGAGCACGGCAUUCAACGCAGGCCUGACCGCCGGCGCCCUCUUCUGGGGCGUCGUGACCGACAUAAUCGGGCGGUACUGGGCCUUCAACUUUACCGUUCUUAUAGCCAGCAUCUUUGGCAUCUGCCUCGGCGCUCCAGAUUCCUACAACGGCGUGCUCGUUCUAGCAGCCUUUGUCGGCAUCGGCGUCGGCGGCAACGUCCCCAUCGACACCACAAUAUGCCUCGAGCUGCUGCCGCGCGGCAAGCGCUGGCUCCUCCCGACCCUUUCCGUCUUUCAGCCGCUCGGCGUCAUCGUCUGCUCCGCCAUCGCCUACGGCUUCAUCCCAAACUACUCGUGCGCCCCGGACCUCGAGUCGUGCAACAACGUGCCCGGCGGACAGCCCUGCUGCAGCAAGCAGGACAACUGGGGGUGGCGGUAUACCAUGUUUACCAUCGGAUCCAUCACCAUCGCGGCCUUCAUCGGGCGCUUCUUCCUCUUCAAGUUCAAGGAGUCGCCCAAGUUCCUGCUCUUUAGGGGGAGGGACGCCGACGCCGUCGAGGUGCUGCAGUAUAUUGCAAAGUUCAACAAGGUCCCCUGCAACCUCUCGAUGGAGAGUUUUGCGAAUCUCGGCGAGGAUGAUGAUGAUGAUGGCCCGACCUCUACUGGUGUGGGCGGGCGGGAAGGUCGCAUCGUUUUGGGUUCGGGGGAGAGGCAGAAGAACCUUUCCUUGUUCCAAAAGUUCAAGUUUGAAAUGUCGCGACUAAAGGUGCUUUUUAGCAGUCCUAUCAUGGCAUGGUUGACGAUUUGCGUAUUCCUUGUCUACUGCUUCGACUACUUCGCAUUCUCCAUCUCUGGCGCCUUCCUACCUACAAUCCUCCGAAACCGCGGCACCGAACUCGGCCUCGGCCUCCGAUGGACAUACCUAUCCUACAUCUACAUCAAGCUCUUUGGCAUUCCCGGAGUUCUGGCCGGCACGACCAUCUACAAGUGGCGGAGGCUGUCGAUGGUGGUGUCUUCAGCGCUCUUUGGCGCCAUGCUCUUCGCUUUCACGGCCGUCAACGACGCAAACAGCUACAUUGGCAUCAGCGGGCUAGUCUACUGCUUCCAGAGCAUGUUCAACGCUAUCCUGUACGGCAUGACGCCAGAGUUCUUCCCGGCUCCCGUGAGGGGGACGGCGUGCGGCGCGGCGUCGUUUUUCGGCCGCCUCUUCGGUAUCAUUGCGCCGCUGGCUGGAGCGAGGGUGAUUGCGGUCAGUCAGAAUGGGGUUUUGUACCUGGCAGGGAGCAGUGCCUUUGUCAGUACGAUAUUUAUCUGUAUGAUUCCCGGGAGAUUUAUCGGUGGGCAGAGCUACUGA